Trichoplax adhaerens is the source of this 1500-nucleotide messenger RNA. RefSeq lists its product as uncharacterized. Gene Ontology annotation, molecular function: G protein-coupled GABA receptor activity. The coding region runs from base 1 to 1500 and encodes 499 amino acids. Gene Ontology annotation, biological process: gamma-aminobutyric acid signaling pathway; G protein-coupled receptor signaling pathway. Lineage: Eukaryota; Metazoa; Placozoa; Uniplacotomia; Trichoplacea; Trichoplacidae. Gene Ontology annotation, cellular component: G protein-coupled receptor heterodimeric complex; membrane. The transcript is spliced from 11 exons. The record is from RefSeq and is a predicted model, not a curated record.
AUGAAAUGGACACUAAACCUUUUCAUCUUGACGGGUGAAUUGAUACUAUAUAUGGUAGCAUCCGAAAAGGUACAAGAAAAAAGAAACCUUUACCUUGGUGGAUUUUUUGCAGUCAAUUUAACUAAAGAAAACUGGAAUGGCGCUGGCAUUAUUCCUAGCGUUCAAAUGGCAAUUGAAGAUAUAAAUAAUCGAAAUGAUAUCUUGAAUGAUUACAACUUAAUUCUACUAUGGAAUGACACACAGGGAUCUCCGGGAUUGGCUAACAAAAUACUUUUCGAUAUGGUUUCUAGUAAACCAACUAAAAUUGCAUUACUAGGACCUGGCUAUUCGGUUACAGCACGAUCAGUAGCAUUAGUAUCCUAUUUCUAUGGUUUGAAUGUAUCCUAUAAUAAGAAAUUUUUAAAUGAAACGAUAGAGGUAUCGUAUUCUGCCCAAGCCAAUCUUCUAGCUGAUCGUAGCACUUUUAAGUAUUUUUAUCGGACUUGCGCAUCGGAUUAUGAUUAUAACAUGCCAAGAAUAUCGACGUGCAAAUAUUUCAAUUGGACAAAAGUGGCUAUUAUCUAUGAAAAUGAUCAAUUAUUUGUCACGGGCAUAAACCAAUUUAAAGCAAUUUUAGAAGAGCACAAAAUCGAAGUUAUUACAGUUGAAAAUUUUGAACAAGGAGGCGAUAUGACAGAUCAAAUGAGAUCAUUGAAGAAUAAAGGAGCCCGAAUUAUCUUCGGGUUCUUCUACGAAGACAACGCUCGUCGAGCUAUGUGCACAGCAUAUCAUUUCGGGUUAACAGACAAGUUACAUCAGUGGUUCCUUCCAUCGUGGUAUCCUAGUUCUUGGUGGGCUAAAGGCGAUAAUAAUAUUAACUGUACCAUAGCGCAAAUGCAUCAAGCAGUUCAAUAUUAUCUUGCCGUUAACGAUAAUUCCAUCAAUUCUGAUAAAGAAGGAAUAUCAGGAAUGACUCCAUUCGAAUUCGACCAGCGCUAUCGUAAUCAUAGCUCUAUCAUCAAUAACGUUUAUCAUCGCAAUAACUUUGCAGCCUCAGGUUAUGAUGCUGUCUGGGCCAUCGCUUUAGCAUUAAAUCGAUCUCAAGAGCAAUUUAAAUCUAUGAAUCGAACAUUAGAUCAAUUCCAUUAUAAUAAUGCAGAAAUGGGAAGAAUUAUAGCCAAUCAACUUGAUCAGGUCAAAUUUGAAGGUAUUUCGAAUUAUAUUAAAUUUGACACCAAGGGUAAUUUAAAAAUCGAUAAAGUUGAUAUCUUUCAACAACAAGACGGAAAAAUUGUUCGAAUCGGAUUAGCUUACCCAUCAAAUCGCUCGAGUAAUUUCAAAAUUGGCCGCAAAGUAUUAUGGAAAGGCAAUAAGAUUCCCUAUGAUGGACCUAUUCGGCGAACGAUAACCUUAACCAUUACACCGUCUCUUUUCAUAACCAUGGCUAUCAUAUCCUCAAUGGGCAUUGCAUUAUCAUUAAUUAUGCUGGGAUUGAAUAUAAAAUAUAGAAAUCAUAAGUAA